Molecule: messenger RNA, 2474 nt
Organism: Danio aesculapii
Lineage: Eukaryota; Metazoa; Chordata; Actinopteri; Cypriniformes; Danionidae
Gene: wrnip1
Product: WRN helicase interacting protein 1
Exons: 7
Coding region: 282-1925 (547 amino acids)
Biological process (GO): DNA-templated DNA replication; regulation of DNA repair; DNA repair
Cellular component (GO): nucleus
Molecular function (GO): DNA binding; ATP binding; ATP hydrolysis activity
Source: RefSeq, a predicted model, not a curated record
GACCUGUAGUUUCGCUGAAGAAUAAGCAGGACAGCACGUUUGUGUAAUAUUUUAUUCCACUCGUUGAUUGUGAAUGUUUUGGACUGCUUCUGGUUCAUAGUGCGUGUGGAUCAAAACUUUUCCCCUCAUAACCAAAAUAAUAUCGCGAGACGAGAUUUCCGUUCUCCCGCGUCAGUUUCUAAUUCUCGCUUCCUCGCAUGUUGAUAGAUGUAAAUAAACUCUGAACGAUCUGAUCUAUACACCAUCAUCAGCAGGGACAAGCACCGUAACUCAGCGUGACCAUGGCGGAGAGUGUGUCUGAAAGCAGCGUCCAGUGCCCGGUGUGCGCGGGUUUCUUUGAGCCGAGCAGCAUCAACCGUCACCUGGACGCGUGUUUACAGAGUCCCGCUGAUCCUGGACCACCGGCCAAAAAAGCCCGUAUUAACUCCGCCGACAGCCGUACUUCUGCUGUCUUCUCCAUGUUCCAGAGCCGACCGAGAGCAUCAGACGCCCCGGCUGCUGACGGUGGAGAGAGCGCUGCGGGCUCCGGAGCUCCAGCGGCGGCGGUGCAGCCUCCGUAUCCAGCUGAAGUGGCUCCUCCGGCGGCCUGUUCUCCCAGAGCGCUGCGCCUGAAAAACCAGAAGCCGCUGGCGGAGCUCCUGAGACCGAGCAGCCUGGAGGAAUAUUUCGGCCAGAAUAAACUGAUCGGGGAACAAACCCUGUUGAGAUCCCUGCUGAAGUCGCAGGAGAUCCCGUCUCUGAUCCUCUGGGGUCCGCCAGGCUGCGGAAAGACCACUUUGGCUCAUAUUAUAGCCAGUUCUAUCAAGCAGAAAGGCGCGGGCCGCUUUGUGACACUGUCGGCCACCAGCGCUUCCGUCAGUGAUGUGCGCGAGGUGAUAAAACAGGCCCAAAAUGAGCUCCGUCUGUGCAAGAGAAAGACCGUCCUGUUCAUCGAUGAGAUUCACCGCUUUAACAAAUCACAGCAGGACACUUUUCUGCCUCACGUGGAGUGUGGGACGAUCACUCUGAUCGGCGCCACCACAGAAAACCCGUCGUUCCAGGUGAACAGUGCUCUUCUGAGCCGCUGCAGGGUUCUGGUUCUGGAGCGUCUGUCGGUGGAGGCGGUGGGCUCGAUUCUGCGUCGUGCGGUGGAUUUUCUGGAUCUGCGGAUUCUGGAUUCUGAUGCGGAGGAACGGGACUCUUCAGAGAUCUGCUCAGAAGCGCAGGUGUGUGUGGAGCAGAAAGCGCUGGACACACUAGCACAUCUGUGUGAUGGAGACGCUCGAGCCGCUCUCAACGGCCUCCAGCUGGCGGUGCAGGCGUGUGUGUUGCAGACCGGCUCCAAUCACAGCAGAAGCAGCACAUUAGUGCGCGAGCAGCACAUUAAAGAGGGUCUGCAGAGAUCACACAUUCUCUACGACAAAGCAGGUGAGGAGCACUAUAACUGUAUCUCAGCCCUGCACAAGUCAAUGAGAGGAUCUGAAGCAAACGCUGCCCUCUACUGGCUGGCCCGAAUGCUGGAGGGCGGCGAAGACCCACUGUACGUCGCUCGCAGGCUAGUGCGAUUCGCUAGUGAGGAUAUCGGUCUGGCGGACCCUGUGGCUCUCAGUCAGGCUGUAGCAGCGUUUCAGGCCUGUCACUUCAUCGGCAUGCCCGAAUGUGAGGUUAUUCUAGCCCAGUGUGUGGUUUAUUUGGCCCGAGCUCCUAAAUCUGUGGAGGUUUACAAGGCUUAUAAUAACGUUAAGAUCUGUCUGAGAAACCAUAAAGGCCCGCUCCCAUCUGUUCCUCUUCAUCUGCGCAACGCUCCCACCAAACUCAUGAAGAAUCUGGGAUACGCUAAAGGGUACAAAUACAACCCAAACUUCAGCAGGCCGGUGGAGCAGGAAUAUCUUCCAGAAGAGCUUCGAGGAGUCAACUUCUUCACCUGGACGCCCUCGGAUUACUGAAACAUAAAAAUAACAUGCUCUUCUUAAUACGUUUGUCUCGUUUCUUGUUAUAAUAUCUGAAAACUCUUAAAUCAGUCAGCAUUUUCUGGACAAGCACAACAUAUAGUGUUGUUUUCAUUAAUAAUGAGUCAAAAUGAAUGAGUUUCUCCUUAAAACAAGCAGAAUAGUGUGAUCUCAAACUGAAAACAAGAUCAUUUAGCUUGUUUUAAGGAAAUUCUCACUUCAUUUUGACUCGUUAUGUCUGAAAACAAGACGAUAUGUUGUGCUUGUCCGGAAAAUGCUGACUGAUUUAAGAGUUUUGAGGUAUUUGCUCUAGAAACAAGACAAACUGUAAGUAAGAGGAGCAUUAUUUGCAGUGUGUGACUGAGAAAUGGACUCUUCUAAUUGGCUUCUGCCCUAAUCACUGUUGCUGUAUCUGAUUAUUAUUAUUACAGUAUUUCACAGCCAUCAUCCUAAUCAUUACUGCAGAAUUCUGCAUCGUUAAUACUGCUAAGAACCAUUUUAUAUUAUACUACUGUUAAUGUAAAUAAAAUGGUGAAUAUAAAAUCA